CACACCGACCAUUCCGACCUCUCCGACGCCGCCCAAAUUGAUAACAAAAACAAUUGAAGGGUGUUCACACUGUGAGCGUGCGAACGGAAUUUCGAUUUGUCAAAUCGACAAACUCGCGCAAGAAGCAAUUUCGUCGAAGUGCCUGACCACACAUCGACGAGUUGUCGUUCUCUGUUUGAACAGUGGCCUCGCUUUUGAUUCGACCUCGCUGCCUUGCGUUUACCUGGAUUGCCGUUGGGUUCCAGUACCAGUAUCGACAGUUGAGAAAUAUGAAAGCAUCCAUGAGUAACAAACAGAAGAUUUCGCUGUUAUAUCUGCUGCGGCAAAAACGUAGGCGCCGUAAAAGGCUUUACUGGGUCCAUCCCAUACUACAGAGAAGAAAUGAGUUAGGCGAAUUCAGCAGACUCGUGAAAGAGCUAGAGUUGGAGAGAGAGUCUUAUUUCUUCCAGUACUUUAGAUUGUCUACAGAAAAGUUUAGGGAGCUUGCCCGACUUAUAGGCCCAAAGAUCGCCAGGCUAGAUACAAACUGGAGGAAAUCGAUAUCAGCCGAGCAAAGGCUAGCAAUAACAUUGAGGUUUCUUGCUACUGGGGACUCGUACCGCACAAUUGGAACAUCAUACAGAGUCGGGUGGUCUACAAUUUCAGGAAUUGUUCCUGACACGUGCAAAGCUCUGUAUGAUGUUCUUCAGCCUUUACAUAUGAGUGUACCCGGUAAAAAAGAAUGGAGAUCUAUUUGUGACAAUUUUUGGAAUAAAUGGCAGUUCCCAAAUUGCUUGGGUGCCAUUGAUGGGAAGCAUGUGGUCAUACGCUCACCGGCUAAUUCAGGCUCGAAAUACUUCAACUACAAGGGUGCUUUUAGCAUUGUGUUGCUAGCCGUUGUAGAUGCAGAUUACAAAUUUAUACUCAUCAGCGUUGGGGGUUAUGGAAGACAGUCAGAUGGUGGUACUUUUGCAGACUCUGAAUUGGGACAUGCAAUCAAGCAUAAUACUUUAAGCAUACCAAACCCAAAACCUUUGCCUGGACAAAAUGACAAUCCUAUCCCCCAUGUUUUUGUGGCGGAUGCCGCUUUUCCACUUAGCAUUCAUCUGAUGAGGCCUUAUCCUGGAAAAUGCCUUUCAACCAAGAAAACUGUUUUUAACUAUAGGCUGUCAAGAGCAAGACGGACUGUUGAAAAUGCGUUUGGUAUUUUAUCCCAACGUUUUCGUGUUUUUCUAAGGCCAAUUGCCGUAUUGCCUCACAGAGUAGACAUUAUUGUGAAGGCUGCUUGUUGCUUACAUAAUUAUCUACAAGUGGGAAAAGAUGGAAUUGGAGGUGAAGCUAACAACAUAGCAGACGCACAAAGGCUGGAAGGCAUGACACGAACUGGGUGCAAUGCUUCUACCGCAGCACUGAAUAUACGCGAAAACUUUGCGGACUAUUUUGUGUCACCUGUUGGAUCACUGUCUUGGCAGUAUUCCUAGUUUUUAUAGUACCUUUGAAUAAAAACAAUAUUGCAAAA
Styela clava is the source of this 1498-nucleotide messenger RNA. NCBI's taxonomy places the organism in Eukaryota, Metazoa, Chordata, Ascidiacea, Stolidobranchia, Styelidae. The record is from RefSeq and is a predicted model, not a curated record.